AUGUUCCCAUACAGCGGCCCAGGAUCCCCUCCCGGCAUGAGCGCAUACUCGGCGCCGGGCUCUCCGCCGGGCGGGUAUGGACCCGCUGCAGCAGCUUCGCCGCCGUACAUGGGCGUGACCUAUGGCGGAGCGGGCAGUCCGCCAUCCAGCUUCAUGCCGCCUCCUGCAUCCAUGGCCGGGCCUAGCUCAGCAGGCGCCGGUACCGGCAGUCGCGGUGGGCGCGGCUCGCGUGGCGGGCGCGGCUCACGCGGAGGUGCAACCGAGGGCCCCAAGCGCGGUGGUCCUGGAUCAAGAGGCGGACGAGGCUCGCGCGGCG
Messenger RNA from Tilletiaria anomala UBC 951, 316 nucleotides. RefSeq lists its product as uncharacterized. The annotation marks the transcript as partial. NCBI's taxonomy places the organism in Eukaryota, Fungi, Basidiomycota, Exobasidiomycetes, Georgefischeriales, Tilletiariaceae. The record is from RefSeq and is a predicted model, not a curated record. The transcript has a single exon.